Messenger RNA from Thunnus maccoyii (southern bluefin tuna), 3485 nucleotides. RefSeq names its product coiled-coil domain containing 85A, like (gene ccdc85al). The record is from RefSeq and is a predicted model, not a curated record. The coding region runs from base 982 to 2394 and encodes 470 amino acids. NCBI's taxonomy places the organism in Eukaryota, Metazoa, Chordata, Actinopteri, Scombriformes, Scombridae. The transcript has 4 exons.
UUUUGUAAUAUUUCAUUGACUAAUGAUAAAGUCUGAUGAACUCAAUCAAUAGUUUCAGAUUGAAAUCACCACUGCAAUGUGCCUUUUCACUGCGCAUCUCUUUGAAACUGAAUACCCUAUAGCAGCCUAUAGCUCAUUGUUUGUAAUUGAGUCCUUAAGUAAAGACAAGCAGAAUGGAAAGGCAUCCUACAGAGGACUGACAACACUUUAUGUUUAAAUUUAAAAUAACAAAAACGAACAGCAAUGAAUUUAGAAUUUUUAGACUACUGCUUUGCACUGACUGAUAUAGCUUAUUACUGCUAACCAUGUAGGCCUGCUUGUGCCAACACAUUUACACAAUGUAGCUGUCACGUCAGCAGGAGGAGACACCCGAGAGAAACCUGUGUUUCCCCGUGGUAAAGUCAAGGGAAUCUGAAUUCAUCAUUACAGCUUCUCAACAUUGGAUGGCGCUGCAAACACGCUAUAUUUUUGGUGAUGCACAAACCCCAGGAGGGAGAGCUAGAGAGGCAGGGUGAGGGAGAAAGCUCCCUCUCUCUAUGUGUGUGUGUUUCUGCGGGGCACAGCGGACUCUCUCCUCUCUCUCGCAGUGUGCUGAACCUUCAGGCGGCAGGUGUGCGCCCCGGCUGCCCGCCGAAGCUUUUCCGACUUUCACUGCGUUCAGGACUGAAUUUGGAUAUUAAACCGAUACGAAAACUCACACUGUCAGUCGGCUGCUGCACACAGUCCAUCUCGGCUGUGAGGAUGUUGCAUUGAUAGACAGCACAGCAUCCUCUCCGCUGUAUCGCACUCAGCCGGCAUCGUCAGCUGUUGCUCUAGCAGAGAGUGGAAGUGUCGGGAGCAACAGAAAAGGCCAAACUAUGCGACUGAUUUCCAAACGGUAAUCGUUUACCACAAGUCGACCGGAGAGCGGAUGCGAGCAGAGGUUGUCAACGAGCCUCUGAGUAUUUUCUGCCCUUUGUCGGUGCCGGAGGAGCUGUGCCAAUGGAGAAAGCGACUCCGCCGCCCCAGCCCCAGCUCCAGCUGUCGAUAGCAAAGACUGAAAGUCCGGCGGAGGACAUCUCCGGUCUGACUGACGAGGAACUGCUCAAGUGGACCAAGGAGGAUCUGGUGCGGCGGCUGAGGCGGUCUGAGGCCGACAAGAUGAGCGUGAUUCUGGACCAUGGGAAUCUCAUCCGAGAGGUCAAUCGCAGCCUCCAGUUGCACUUGAACGAGAUCAGGGGGCUGAAGGACAUCAACCAGAAGCUGCAGGAGGACAACCGUGAGCUACGGGAUUUAUGCUGCUUCCUGGAUGAUGACCGCCAGAAAGGCAAGCGUGUGUCCAGGGAGUGGCAGCGCCUGGGCCGUUACAGCGCCAGCAUCAUGCGCAAAGAGGUGACCCUCUAUCUCCAGAAACUCAAGGAGCUGGAGCUUCGACAGGAGGAGGUAAUCCGCGAGAACCUGGAACUGAAGGAGCUCUGCCUCCUCCUGGAUGAUGAGAAAGGGGUGGUAGGUGGAGGAGGUGGUGGCGGAGGAAGUGGAGGUGGAGGGAGUGUAGGGAUGGGAGGGUGCCGCAACUCCAUAGACAGCCAAAAUAGUUUGCUGCUGGUUCCUGGCCAGGGGCUCCUGAUGAGAGACGUGGGGGACGGGAGCAGUACUUCCAGCGCGGGGAGUGCUGACAGCUCCGAUCACCUUCACCAUAAGCAGCCUCACCUGGCUGCAGGAGUGGGUGGAGUUGGAAGUGCUGGGGAAAAAAGGAGCCCUGAGCUGGUGCAUAAACCCAGGUGUAGCAGCAUCAGUGGAAUAGGAGGAGGAGGAGGAGACAGGGAGGUGUCGAGCCCUGAGCACCCGGCCGGGCGCCACCGGAGUACAAGUCUGGAGUACCCAUACACCUUGCCCCAGCUCUGCCGACCCCGCUGCGGCUCCAUAUCUGUGCCUGACCACAGUCGAGUCAUGCGGGGCCUAAGUCCGGAAAAAUACGGGAGGAACGUGGGCCGACGCAGUCCAGAGCAGCACCCCAAGCACCAUAGCUCUGAUCUCCUUCUGGGCCAGAGGCAGCACUUCCUGGGUCAGGGAGGCAGUGGGGAGCUCUAUCAGAGGCACCACAGGAGCAGCAUUAGCAGUACUGGGAGCCCUGAGCCCCGACAGGCACAUUUAGGGACCAGUGAGCACCAUGAAAAGGGCUGUGUGAUCCAGGGGGGCAGCCCUGAAAUUCAUAGGCACCAAUACAGUAUGAGCCCUGACCAUGUGAAGUUUGGCAGCCCUGUGAGAGACGGGCAGAGGAGGCCGGCCGGAGAUGAGCUGUCACCACAUCAUCGGAGCAUCUAUAAUGGCAUGAACGCUUUGAUAUCAGCUGGCUGCUGCACCAACAACUGUAGAAAUGUCAAGCUAUGGGACAGUUUUGAUGCCUCCUCUUGACCCCAACUUGGCCAGCCAGGCUCCUCAAAGGGAGGAGGUGGGGGGAGGUCGCAGUGGUACAGCCCUCCUGCGUCUCUGGCCUGAACAGACACGAGGGCCCCUUGGGCGCAACCCUCCACGGCUCCAGAUGGUCUGUCCAUGGCCUCAUCCAUGUCCACAGCCCUGAAACAGCCUGCCUCCAUGUUUUUAUUUCUACAUAUCGAGAGUUUUGAGGGGAGGGGAGUUUUGGGGGGAAUGCUUUUAGUACGGUUGGUAAAACUCGUGAAGACUGCCGCAGAUAAGUGGAUUAGAGUGGAAAUCUCUCCCUGCCAACUGUGACACGGCUACCUCCUGGACAGCACCCAGAGAAAGGGAGAGACGCUGGGCAUCAUUAAAAGGAGACUGAGAGGACUCUGCACUGUUUGUGUCGCUACCCUCUGUUUACAAAUGUAGAUCAUUGGUGGAGAAGCACAUAAAUGAAACUUUCUAUACCCCGCUGUUCUAAACCUUAAUUAUUUUUCCCACACUUAUCCCUCUUCCUCUCUCUUAUUUCCCUCACCUUGCCUCUCUGUUUUUGAAGGUCCCCGUUUUUCCUGUCUCCCCCUCCUCUCCUCCAUCUUCUGAUAUUCAUCAUCUCCAAAGUGUGUAAUGAGACUGGUGUAAUCUAAUGUUCUGUCUCUCAGUCUCCAAACUCGAAUCCAGCUGAUCACAUUACUUGCCGUCCUCUUUCAGCCAUUUCAACUAAAGUUAAAAACAAAACAAAAAAGAUACUUGUCAAAGAUGUUCUAGCAGAGAAAAAAGAAAACUCUUCCUGUGUCUUAAACCAAGAUGGUCAACAUUACUAGCUGCUGACAGAUGUUCUAGUUCUAUAAGAUGCAAUGUUCAGGUGUAAUUUUCUUUUUUGUAUUAUCUUCUUUGCACCCUCAAAGCGCCUAUAUUGAAGCUGGGGGGAAGAUUAUAUGUUUCUCCAUGUUGUUUUUUACAAGGAAGUAAAGUCCAAGUAAAAAGUAGAUUAUUGGAUUAGUUUUCUAUAUAUCUAUAUAUAUAAAUAUAAUAUGAUUAUUAUUUUUGACUUACUGGUAUUAGAACUAUUAUAUGAAGAUGCAUAUGAU